AUGGAGAGCACAUCGGGACGCAAGCUUAGAUCCAAAUCGCCAGCGACUUCAAACACCGAUGGGCUCUUUGAUUUUGACCGGUGCCCAGGCAGCAUUGCAGCAGACUGUAAGCUAACGGUACUGCCGCGUGCCACUGGCGCAAUCGCGAGUGAGCUUGAAUGGGAUGGUAGCGCUGAACUGAAACGCAAAAAACAGGAACUUAAGCAGAUGGGCGAGCUGGUGGUCGAAAAGCACUCGCUGACAUAUGCAACAGACGGGACAUCGUUUGCAGACGUUACAGACGAGAAGCAAGAAACUGCGUAUGAAGCAGACUUAGUGCCAAAUGCAGCUGAGAACUUGCUGGAUAGGCCAAUGCAAACUUUAGAGAUAAACGAGACUAAAAAAACUCCGAACGGUUGUGACUCUGUGCGACCAGACCCACUGGCAGACGAGCUCUACGAAGUGUACCAUCGAAAAAUGCAAAAACAAGAAAUUAGAAUGGUGAACCAGGACGCAGUUCAGAGCGAGCUAGAGGCCGAGCGGCUGGAGGGCGUCUUGGAAGGCCUGGAGUCCCAAAACUGGCUCAAGACCCUCUUGAAAACGACCGUUAUUCACAACGCAGAUAAUCUGGAGGAGAUCAUGCGCAAACGAGAGAUCACACAAGACACAAUCGGGAGUAUGCUGGCCAAGUUCGAAGCGCUCAAGGCGCGAAUCGCAUUUUUAGCCCGCAACGGUAGGCUGAAAGGCGGGAAACAAGCCUGCUCUCGCUCUCGUAUCUCGGACGACUUUUCCAGCUCACGUAUCGACCACUACCGGCUACCAGCAUUCGGGUUUGGCGAUGUGGACCUCCACUCGGACGACGAGGAAGAAUCGAUGUCUAACGCGGAAAUAAAAGCCUACAGGAAAAAGCUGAGAGAACAGAAAUUUGGCGGUACCGUGGUGAUGCAAUUGCGCAGGAGUACAUCCGUAAACUACAAAUUUGCCAUUGUUGCUGAGCCACUGCGAUCGGCGUACAUUGUUAAAUGUUCCAAGGCGGAAAAGGCAAAGUGGUCUCGCAAGGCAGAACUGCUCCCACCCCAGGUCGAGUACUAUCAGCCAUUCCCCACUCAGACGUAUUCGACGCGACAAAUUUUGAAGCCCAGCACUGCAAAUCACGUUCAGAAUCGUAGCAACAGUCCUGCAAAGCCCAAAAAGCGUGCCGGCGUGGGCCCGGCUAGUCGCAGCGGAUCCAAUACCCCAUCAAAACGUUCCAAAAAAAAUAGAACUAACAAAGGAGCACACUGA
This is a messenger RNA of Lachancea meyersii CBS 8951, 1263 nucleotides long. The record is from the annotation of a GenBank genome assembly. Lineage: Eukaryota; Fungi; Ascomycota; Saccharomycetes; Saccharomycetales; Saccharomycetaceae.